Messenger RNA from Mesocricetus auratus (golden hamster), 4084 nucleotides. It is a transcript of the gene Fzd6, whose product is annotated as frizzled class receptor 6. Gene Ontology annotation, molecular function: Wnt receptor activity; Wnt-protein binding. Lineage: Eukaryota; Metazoa; Chordata; Mammalia; Rodentia; Cricetidae. Gene Ontology annotation, cellular component: plasma membrane. The record is from RefSeq and is a predicted model, not a curated record. Gene Ontology annotation, biological process: non-canonical Wnt signaling pathway; canonical Wnt signaling pathway. The transcript is spliced from 7 exons. Bases 287 to 2413 code for a protein of 708 amino acids.
ACCUGGCGGCGCAGUCUCGCGGGAUCGGCCAGCUCUCGCUCCCCGGCGCGGCCCCGGAGGCGGUGGAGGCCCGGACGCUGCCCCCCAACCCCACCCCACCCCUCCCAGCCCCGCGGAGGGCGAGCCGCCCGAGAGGUUGACCCAGAGCUCCUCUUCAGGAAGCCGCUCCCCACCCACACACAAAAAAUGGCUAACACCGUGAGAUGAGAGGUUUGAAUGUUUGUCUCUGGAUGGAACAUCCCGGUGGCAGGGGCCUUUGGUGAAGCCGGGAGUGCGAAGGGAGAAGAUGGAGAUGUCUCCGUUUCUGUGGCUCUGCCUUUGCCUGCCCGCAGUGAGGGGACACAGCCUCUUCACCUGUGAGCCGAUCACGGUCCCCAGAUGUAUGAAAAUGGCCUACAACAUGACAUUCUUCCCUAACCUCAUGGGCCAUUAUGACCAGGGCAUUGCUGCGGUGGAGAUGGAGCACUUUCUGCCUGUUGCAAAUCUGGAAUGCUCACCAAACGUUGAGCUCUUCCUUUGCCAAGCUUUCGUACCAACCUGCACAGAGCAGAUUCACGUGGCCCCCCCUUGUCGUAAAUUGUGCGAGGAAGUGUAUUCCGACUGCAAAACCUUAAUGGACACUUUUGGGAUCCAGUGGCCUGAAGAACUUGAAUGUAACAGAUUGCCACACUGUGAGGAUACUGUUCCUGUAACUCCUGAUCCACACACGGAGCUCCUUGGUCCUCAGAGGAAAACGGAACAAGUCCCAAGAGACAUUGGCCUUUGGUGUCCAAAGCAUCUCAAAGCUCCAGGAGAACAAGGCUUUAAGUUUCUGGGGAUUGACCACUGUGCCCCUCCGUGCCCCAACAUGUAUUUUAAAACCGAUGAGCUAGACUUUGCCAAGAGUUUCAUAGGGAUAGUUUCCAUAUUUUGUCUCUGUGCAACUCUGUUCACAUUUCUUACAUUCUUAAUUGACGUCAGAAGAUUCAGGUACCCAGAGAGACCAAUUAUUUAUUACUCCGUCUGCUACAGCGUCGUUUCCCUCAUGUACUUUGUGGGGUUUCUGCUGGGCAACAGCACAGCUUGUAAUAGGGCCGAUGAGAAGCUGGAGCUCGGGGACACGGUCGUCCUGGGGUCGAGGAAUAAGGCCUGCAGCGUGGUAUUCAUGUUUCUGUAUUUCUUCACAAUGGCAGGCACCGUGUGGUGGGUCAUCCUCACCAUCACUUGGUUCUUAGCUGCAGGGAGAAAGUGGAGCUGUGAAGCCAUCGAGCAAAAAGCGGUGUGGUUCCACGGGGUGGCCUGGGGAACGCCCGGCUUCCUGACCGUCAUGCUGCUGGCCAUGAACAAAGUUGAGGGGGACAACAUUAGCGGAGUCUGCUUCGUUGGCCUUUAUGACCUGGACGCCUCGCGGUAUUUUGUCCUUUUGCCUCUGUGCCUCUGUGUGGUUGUGGGGCUCUCCCUCCUUCUGGCCGGCAUCAUCUCCUUAAAUCACGUCCGGCAAGUCAUACAGCGCGACGGCCGUAACCAAGAGAAACUGAAGAAGUUCAUGAUUCGCAUCGGGGUCUUCAGCGGGCUGUACCUUGUGCCCUUGGUGAUCCUCCUUGGUUGCUAUGUCUAUGAGCUUGUGAACCGGGUCACCUGGGAGAUAACUUGGUUCUCCGAUCAUUGCCGCCAGUACCGUAUCCCGUGUCCUUUUCAGGCAAACCCAGGAGCUCGACCAGACCUGGGUUUGUUUAUGAUAAAAUAUCUGAUGACAUUGAUCGUUGGCAUCUCUGCGGUCUUCUGGGUUGGAAGCAAAAAGACGUGCACAGAAUGGGCCGGCUUCUUCAAGCGGAACCGCAAGCGAGACCCCAUCAGCGAAAGCCGAAGAGUCCUCCAGGAGUCCUGCGAGUUCUUCCUCAAGCAUAAUUCUAAGGUGAAACACAAAAAGAAGCAUUGCAAGCCGGGGUCCCACAAGCUGAAGGUCAUUUCCAAGUCCAUGGGGACCAGCACAGGAGCGAGCGCAGACCACGGCACGUCCGCCGUGGCCAUCGCCGACCAUGACUACUUAGGACAAGAGACAUCCACGGAAAUGCAGACCUCCCCGGAUGCCUCCGUGGGAGAAGGGAGAGCUGACAAGGCAAAGGGACAGGACUGCGGAGGAGAACCGGCUUCCCCUGCCGCGUCCAGCUCCAAGCUCUCCGGGGAGCAGAGCAGCGGGAAAGUUCGAGCCGGCAGCGGGAAGGGGGAAAGCAGUGUGUCGGAAGGGGCCCCGAGCCACGGAAGGGCAAGUCCAAAGAGUGGCCUCGCUGAAACUGGCCUGGCGAAGGGCAACAGCCUGCAGGCCCCCAGUUCUUCAGAACCCAGCAGCCCCAAGGGCUCCACGUCUCUGCUCGCUCACCCAGCUUCCGGGGUUAGGAGAGAGCAGGGUGCUGCCGGCCACCAGGACACGUGAAGACGCAUUUUAUCUCGUUACCCCGGAAGCAAAUUCUUACUACACUGGAGACGGCAAUGCAUCUGUCUUUUAAAAGCACUGUUGAGCUGGGUGAGUAGCUCAGUGGUCGCUCACCCGGAAUACUUGAGGACCUAGGUUCAUCCCCCAGCACUGCAAAAAGAAAACUCACUGUUACACUCUUCUUUUGUACUCAAACCAGCCUUGUCUACUCUCUAGUUUUCGUUUGUUUGUGUGUUUGUUUGUUUGUUUGUUUGUUUUUGAGACAAGGUUUCUCUUUGUAGCCCUGGCUGUCCUGGAACUCACUCUGUAGACCAGAAAGUCCCACCUGCCUGAGUGCUGGGAUUAAAGGUAUACGCCUCUACCGCUUGGCUUUUUUGUCUACUGUUAUACUGGGGGGAAAAUGGAUUUCAAGAAUAGCACAAUGCAUUGAUACCUGAAAAAGCAGAAAUAUCCAGGUGAAUAAUAUUUUUAAACUGUGGGGUGGGGGGGUAUUAGAGGAAUCUUCUAUUUGUGAAGAUUCUAUCAUUAAAGUAUUUUAAGAUAUUUUAUGCUGUUUCACUCUUUUGAUACAGAACCAGGGUUUUUCUUUGCUGAAGUAUUUAAAACUUAACAUUGAACCUUUAUACACCCACACACAUACAUGUGAAAAUACACUCCAGUGUUUGAAAAUUUUUGAAAAGUCCUGGAAAAUUGAUCCAAAUAUUUUUAGGAUGUUACUCUAAUAAUUUAGCAACUUUGUUACUAUGGUAGCUGUUACACUGAAUUUUUAAGACACUUGUAAGACAGCGUUCUUUGUAGCACAGAGGGCAGGUAUUACACUGAAAGAUUUGGAAGAAGCCUUGAGCUUUCGAAGUCUCUCCACCUGACCUCUAUAUGUGUGACCUGUUUGCAUGUCGAUGUCUGAAGAUCCCACAGGGCUCUGAAGGGAGAUGCCUGCUGAGACAGAGUUCUUCUUGACUGUCCCGCCUCCUGCCCUCUGCGUCGUAAAUUGGCCGGUGAAAUGUUAGUCGUUUGUAAGUUAUGCCAAGCAUUCAGUUCCUUUUUUGGUUUUUCAAAGUUUCAUGGCCCCUCAAGAUUGAAUUAAAUCAUGGCCAUUUAUAGUUGCGCAUACUGUUUUAUUUUUAUUUUUGAGACAGGAUCUUACUAUGUAGCUCUUUUCUUUCCAGCUGUCUGGGAGGGAACUCAGUAGACCAGGCUGGCCUUGAACUCACAGAGUGCCACUGGCCUCUGUCUCCCAAGUGCUAGGAUUGAAGGCUUGAGCCACCACACCCAGCUUUCAUUCCUUUUUAAAAUUGAAACUUUAAUUUUUUUGAGAAUACUACAGACACAUUGUAUUGUAUCUUUUUCAGAUACUAUGCAAAAGAAAGUGUGCUGACAACAGUAGAGAAACAGUCGGGGAAAUGUAACCCCCCAAAUAAACAAACGUAGUUUGAACAACACUCUUGAAAACACUAAGGAAAUGUCUUUAAUUUUGUUUCUUAUUAAGUACUAUUUCAUGAGCAACGUCUUCUUGGAUGCUUUGGGCCUGUUGGAUCUUCUGCUAAAGUUUAAGUUACAAUUAUCAUGUACUGUAUGGAGAAUGCCGUAAAUACUUUUUCCACGUUUGUAAAACUUUGUACACAAGAACUUUUUUGUGUGACCUUUUUGUCAAUAAAAUUCUCUUUGUGUAAA